AUGGAAGUUUCAAUGUACUUGAUUUCAACAAUAACAUGGUUGUGUCAGGGUGAUUUGAACAUAACCUUCAUUGAAAAAGGAAAAGAAGGAAGUAAUGUUGCAGAAACUCGUUCUAGUCCUUGUCAUGCAAAAGGUGUCAUACAUGAGUCUGUAGAAUCUCACUCAAUUCCCUCUGAUAUAGAAGUUGAAGAAGAACAAACUGAAAAAGAAGUAGAGCCUAAAUGGGCUAGAGGUCCCACAAAAAUGUUAGAUGUAUGGGAAAUGGAAGAUGGUGAUUUAAUAAUCGUUAAUUUGGACAAAUAUGGUCGACCCAUUGGCGAGAAAGGGACAACUCUAACUCGUUUCAUUGGUGGCGUAGCUAGAAGGUAUCAAUAUGCUGUUAUCGACUACAAGUCAUGGAAAGUCAUGCCAAAUGAUUACAAAGAAGAAAUGCUGAAAUUAAUAGAGAGUAAAUUUGAGUUUGUUCCUCCAAUAAAUGACUUAACAAGAGAAAUGUUAAAAUCUGAGCUGAAUGAGAAAUGGAGGCAAUGGAAGGGUGAUCUAAAGUCAAUGGCAUAUGACCCUACUAAAACAGAAGAAGAAGUUGCAUCUCUUGUACCAGAUGAUAGGGUUGACCCAAAUCAAUAUCGUGGUUUGGUUCAUCAUUGGUUUUCUGAUGAAGGACAAAAAAUAAGUAAAAUUAAUAGGCAAAAUCGUGCUAAGUUUGAAGAUGUUCGUUGUAUGAGUUCAAAAAGUCUCCCAAAGUUUAUUGAUGAGAAGGUUCCUGAUGCUACUAGUGCUCAAAAUCAUGUGAAUUCACUUAGUCCAAACAACAACGAAAAUAAUGAAAAUGGUAAGUAG
Messenger RNA from Cicer arietinum (chickpea), 840 nucleotides. The record is from RefSeq and is a predicted model, not a curated record. Lineage: Eukaryota; Viridiplantae; Streptophyta; Magnoliopsida; Fabales; Fabaceae.